Messenger RNA from Lycium ferocissimum, 1341 nucleotides. RefSeq lists its product as uncharacterized. NCBI's taxonomy places the organism in Eukaryota, Viridiplantae, Streptophyta, Magnoliopsida, Solanales, Solanaceae. The coding region runs from base 51 to 836 and encodes 261 amino acids. The transcript has a single exon. The record is from RefSeq and is a predicted model, not a curated record.
CAAUUAUUUAAUCCCAUAGGAAAUUGUCUUAUUUUAGUUGCAACAUUUGAAUGGAAAGCGCCAAUAUUAGUCUAAGAACAUUGAUGUUCAAUGAUAAAAUUGAUACCCCAAACCUUGGAGAUUUUCUUAGAGUCAAAGAAGACAACACCAACAACACCACCACCACCAACAACAAUAAUAAUCUUGCAGGUCUUACGUUAGGUGCUGUAUUGAGCAACAAACGAGAAUGUUCUUCUUCUUCUUCUUCUUCUUUCCCUGUCAGCUCCAAUAGAACUCUUCUUGACAUCAUUCGAGAUGAUCCCACCAACAGCAAUAGCAGAAAAAACAAGAAAUCUUGGAAACAUUUCAGAAACAAACUACGUAUCAAACCUGACAACAUUUCCAUUGAUCAACAACAUAAUAACAACAAUCCCAUAGUGUCUCAUAGGUUGUCCCCUACAUAUCCUGAAGAACUUCCUGUUGAAAACUUUGGUCAACCUGAGAAUGCUGGAGAAGAAAUUAAUGAACCUGUGAGAAUGUCAUUAAUCGCGUUGUUAACAGAGAAUGAUGGAGAUGGUUCAGCUUAUAUGAUUGGAGAUGAAGACGAAGAAGAAGAUGAAGAUAAUGACGAUGAUGAUGGUGAUGAAGUUGCUGGUGUUGAUGUUGGUGUCGGUGUCGGUGUCGGUGCUGGAGGAGAAUAUAAUAAUUGUUGUGUGUGUAUGGUGAGACAUAAAGGUGCUGCAUUUAUACCAUGUGGACAUACAUUUUGCAGGUUGUGUUCAAGGGAACUUUGGGUUCAAAGGGGUAAUUGUCCACUCUGCAACAAUUUCAUACUAGAAGUUCUCGACAUUUUCUGAAUCAAUUCAUCAAAAUUUCAACUUCCACAGUUUCAACAUUAGCCUAAAAAGAGCAGUUCGGUGUACACAACAUUCCGUGUUAGCAGGGUCAGGAAAGGACCGCAUCUAGGGGUGUGACUUAGAUAAUCUAGUGGCUGAUUCCACGGCUCGAACCAUGACUCGAGACUCCCCUGCAAUAUUAGCCUUUUUUAUUAAUUUCAUUUUAUGGUAUUUUCUCUUGCUCUUUGCUCCCUUCAUCUUGUUGAUUGUGGGAGAAUGAAGUGCAGUUGGAUUAUUGUUACUGCUUCAUUUCAUCUGUCUCUUGUUUUAUAUCCCUUUGUGAGUUAAGCCAUAUUGACUAGGAUUAUGAGUUAGUUACUAAUUUAGUGAUGGCAUAAUAGGGUAAUGGUCCUUGGUGUUACCCCCUAUCCCUAUGUGUAUAUUGUACCUCUGUCUUGUAUGGACUAUUCAACGUAUGAAUAGGAAAAAGAGAGAGAACAAACAAAGGCCUUAUUAUUUGAGGUCA